CGGUAAACUUAAAAUACUCACAUCCGUGUUGUAUUUUCCUGCAUGUCCAUCUCGACUACGGGCAUACAUUUGUUAGGUAAAGCAUGGUUUCCAAUAACUUGAUUGGGAUUCCGUGAUUGUAGUUGUAGAUCUUCUAGCUUAAAUUAACUGAAUGCGUUUUCGCCGAGUGGAGCUGGUUCUUUGUUUGCCUUUUGUCUCGCUUUCCCGUGACAUAGGCCUACCUUCAUAGAAACAUAAGUAUCUGCUGGUCAAUGUUCCCUUGAUACUUUGAUGCGCGGUCCUUGUACACAUCCCUUACGCGAAUAUCCACCAUAGGUGUCAACUAUGACCGACCGAAAGAGGGAACUGCCGUCUUGGAUGUCGCUAAAGGAGAAGGCGAUACCAGAUCAGGCAAUGACGAACAUUAGAAAAGUUUCACGAACGGUAUAUUGCAUGAACGAGAAGGAGCUUGUUGAAGCAGCGAUUGCAUUUAUUAGCCAAGGGGAGGUGAAUGGAGACAGAAGGCUGGCAAGCGCUAUGAGAAUCCAGGACUGUUCUAAACAAAUAGAAGAGACUUUGGGUGAAUCCUCUAGCUCCUAUAAUCAGGACCGGACCUACAUUUCAGAGACCGACAUGGACACUGUAGAAGACGCACAGACAUUAUCCCCCCACCUAUAUUUCUCUGGACAACAGUCUGAAGGUCAAAGACAACAGUCUGAAGGUCAAAGGUCAUUACAGGCUCGAGACUCUCAGAGUCCGGUUGCACCUGAAACAGGCCCCACAGUGGUUGCUGAGUCUCCGCCCACUGAAGUCGAAGAGGACGACUCGUUCAAGCUUGUAAGGGAAAUCUUCUUCACAAAGGAUUAAACUCUAUUAGGACACGCCUUAGUUCUUGCCUAUUACUGUUACCCUUAUCAACUUAAAAUGAUUUGGUAAUUGGUAAUCCUCAUUAGAAACAUAGUGAACUACAUUGUUACUCUCCAGAACAUCUGGGGUGUGUUCUUUUGAAUUUCCUGUUAAUUGCGAUGGAAUGGGACCAUGGCAUUCUAGACUUCCAUGUUUGUACCGAAGUCCAAAUAGAGAAAUAACAAGCAUGGCACUUUAGCUAAAUUGUAAUUAUUUUAUUUGUAUGAAAGCCAUAAAAGAUUAAAGAUUGUAAAAGCAUAGGGUGGUCACUGUCAAACACUGGUAUACAUAAUGCCAUAAUAUUUUUUUAAUUAACAGUAUGUAUCAUAACAGUUUGAAAGGAGCAGCGAUUUUGUAAGAAAUAUCUGUGCAAAAAUAUAAUUUCAUGAGGUUGAAACGAGAAUACAAUCAUCAACACUG
This is a messenger RNA of Gadus morhua (Atlantic cod), 1305 nucleotides long. Its product is annotated as cell cycle regulator of non-homologous end joining. The transcript has 3 exons. NCBI's taxonomy places the organism in Eukaryota, Metazoa, Chordata, Actinopteri, Gadiformes, Gadidae. Gene Ontology annotation, biological process: double-strand break repair via nonhomologous end joining; negative regulation of double-strand break repair via nonhomologous end joining. Gene Ontology annotation, cellular component: cytoplasm; nucleus. The coding region runs from base 325 to 846 and encodes 173 amino acids. The record is from RefSeq and is a predicted model, not a curated record.